CUUGAAAAGACAAUUAGAAGUGUGGAAGACACAGAGGAGAGCAGUUGUGCUGUCGUCGACACCAAUCCACUCUUAAAGAGGGAAAACUGGCGCAUACACUCAGCAUCCUGAGUAACUGUCUACUAAUCUCGAAUCAAGUUCCCUCCCAACUAACAAAAGCAUGGUGUUAGGUAUCGUUGCUUCUCUGGUGGGUCUAGUUAAAGUCCGUCUCCUACACACUAACAUUGAUAACUACGUGUUCAGACUGCACUAUCGCUGGACUACCACUUUCUGCUACUUAGCCUGUGCCCUGGUGGCUGCUUCAGACUACAUCGGCAAAGCUAUCCAGUGCUAUGAAGGCUCAGGCGCCCCAGCACCUAAACCCAUCAACACCUACUGCUGGAUUAUGUCCACUUUUACCAUAAACACCACCAACACUGAUGGAUCUCACUACAGCCAUCGUGGAAGUAAUUUUGAAGGUACGGGGACUUACGACCCGAUCAGACAUACUAAGACCUAUCAUGCCUACUACCAGUGGGUCCCAUUCGUUCUCUUCUUCCAGGGAUGCCUCUUCUAUCUGCCUCAUCUCAUGUGGAAGGCCAGUGAGGGCAAGACAGCAGACACCCUCCUUCAGGGACUCCAGUUCAACUCCAUGGACGACGAUCGCGAAGUGAAGAGAAAUAACAUUGUCAAGUACUUACAGUCAUCCUGGGGUCGUAAUGGAAGGUACUUUUCAGUGUACAUUAUAUGUGAGACUCUCAACUUUAUCAACGUUAUUGGUCAAAUGUUUCUCCUGGACACUUUCUUCGGUGGCGUCUUCAUGACCUACGGGACUCAGGUAUUGAAGUACAUGGUAGAGGAUGAAGAUGAUGGGAUGCACGACCCCUUGAUUACGACCUUCCCCAGAGUUACAAAGUGUGACUUCUACAAGUACGGUCCCUCGGGAUCUGUGGAGCGUCGUGAUGCGGCCUGCAUCCUCCCGCAGAAUAUGUUAAACGAGAAGGUCUUCAUCACAAUGUGGUUUUGGUUCGUCAUCCUUGCCACCUUCACCGCCAUACAGAUUGUGUGGCGCCUAGCUAUCGCUUGCAGCCCCGUCCUGCGUGUCAGAGUCCUGGAGCGUCGAGGAAAGAUCUCAGCCACACCAGAAGUGGAACGGGAGGUUCGACUCCUCCAUCUGGGCGACUACUUUCUUCUGGAUAUCUUGGGUCGCAAUCUCGACGCAUGUAACUUCCAGGAAGUGCUCCUGACGGCGCUGGGGUGCAAGGACAGUGAUGACAACGACAACACCUAUCACUCCUACUGCCAACCUGAAGAGGAUGAUCCUCUAGCUCGCAAACGUCAGAUGGAGCACGAAGACACUCCUGUAUAAGACAAACACAUCUAUAGUACGCCAUAAACUACAUAAGCUUUAUGUAGCGAAGUACAACAUUCAGUUACUUCCACAUGCGAUAAAUUCACAAAUUUAAACAUAUGUCAUUAAUGUAUUCACGUGCUAUACUGUGAUAAUGCUUACAGCCUCGUCUUGUUCUGGUAUGAGGCCAGUUCAGGGGUAGGUGUAUGAGAAAGUCAGGCCUCCGGUUUCUGGCUUUCUGAUUUAGGCAGCGGUAACCUGGUGCUAGGCUCUUGCUAUGAAGCUUGAGUGUGUUACCCAUCUUCAUUUUUAUUUUCAGUAAUAGGACAGGGGUUCUAGAAUUCAAUAAGAAUACUCAAAAAUUUCAGAUUCAACACUCAACAGUGGAAUCAUCAUGUCAUCAGGAGAAUGGUUUACACUUACUUGUUUAUACACUAAGAUGUGUGUGGCUCACCGUAUUAUAUAUAUAUAUAUAUAUAUAUAUAUAUAUAUAUAUAUAUAUAUAUAUAUAUAUAUAUAUAUAUAUAUAUAUAUAUAUAUAUAUAUAUAUAUAUGCUGAGAGUCUACUUAAAUUCAUCCUAUUCAAGUUUUAAAAUAGAAUUGAAAAACAGACCCUGGCUGUCUUCAAGAGAGAACUCGAUCAGUUCCUGACCAGCCGAGCUGUGGUUUGUACGUCGGACUGCGAGCGGUCAGCAGUAACAGCCUGGUCGAUCAGGCCCUGAUCCACCAGGAUGCCUGGUCUGGGGCGGGGGGCGUUGACCCCCCAAAACGUCUUUCAGGUAACUAAACUAUAAUAUGGAGAAAGAUGAUAUGUAAAUCGUGAUGUGCAUACAUACACUGAAACACACAGUGGGUAUGUAUCUUAUAUAUUUUGAAUAGGAGUCCUGGUGAUUAAUAAUUUUUUCAGGUGAAUUACAGCCAUAUUUAAAGAUUCAUGUACAGUGGAUAGGCUAUAAUACUAACUUUAAACUAUACACCACCAUAUCAUAACCUCAGAGGGAGACUUCUUAUUUUGACAUAAACAUGACGAAUAAAUCACCAGGCAGAGGUUGAGGCCUGGUAUAAGUAUUUACCUUUGUUUUAUCUUAUUACAAGAUAUAAAAUACAGUGUCCCCCAGGGGGAUGAUGGGUGAGGUUAUCGGGUGACAUCAGCUAUCAUCACUUGUGUACUGCAUGUUUGUGUUGGUAAGUAUUGUAAUGUGAUUUUUAUUCUGUAUAUACGGAUGUGUUGACAUUCCAAAUUACAUUUUGUAUAUCUUGUUAAUAAAGAUUCCGAGAA
This is a messenger RNA of Cherax quadricarinatus, 2609 nucleotides long. Its product is annotated as innexin inx3. Gene Ontology annotation, molecular function: gap junction channel activity. NCBI's taxonomy places the organism in Eukaryota, Metazoa, Arthropoda, Malacostraca, Decapoda, Parastacidae. Gene Ontology annotation, cellular component: gap junction; plasma membrane. Gene Ontology annotation, biological process: phototransduction. The record is from RefSeq and is a predicted model, not a curated record.